AUGUUCACAGAAAUGCCCAGGCAUAUGAAGAGUACACAAGCCUUGUUGCUGAGUGACGGCUUGAAUGGGACUCUGCUCCCUGAAAAGCGUUGGUCUGAGGAGGAGAAGUGGCUGCUGGUGGCUGUGUUGGGUGGAGAAAUGAUCGUGGGAGUUGUUGGAAACAGUGUGGUUCUGAUCAUCAAGGUCAUGUGCAGAGGUCAGUUCUGCUGCCAUUACUGGCUUCCAUUCAUCAGUCUCACCAUGUCAGAUCUAGGAUGUUCACUUCUGAUCACGUCUGGAUCCAUGAUGGCCGCCCUGACGGAGGGACAGAAGUCUCCAUGGUGUGAAGUCGUCAGCUUGCUGAAGUUUGCCUUCAUCACCUCAUCCAUAGGCAGCAUAGCCAUCCUCAGUGCGCAGCGUCUGAUUGGCACGUCGCCCACAGGAAGUGCUGUGUUUGGUUUCAUGGCAGCAGCCUGUUUGACCUCCUGGGUAACGGGGUUGGUAUUUGGGAGCAUCCCUGUCAUCUAUGACUGGGUCAGGUACGAUCCUGCAGAGAUGCUGUGCGCCGUUUUCUGGGAGAGCAGCUACUCGGACAUGAUGACCUACAUCCUCUGUGCUUUCUCCAUCUGCAUCUUCCUUCCUUUCCUCCUCAUGUUCAUCUGCUCUGUGAGGAUUGUUGUCAGCUGUCGCUCCAGCAACAGGUACGCCAGCGAUGAAGACACAGAUUUGUCCGAGGUGACCCCUCUGCUAGUGGCUUCUUACAUCAUCUGCUACACUCCCUUUUUUAUGUCUGAGCUGAUCCUGUUGGGUAGGACGGACCUGGCUCCGGCCCCUGAUUGGUUGAGGACGCUGUCGUCAGUGAUGUCAUACCUGGACUGCUGUCUGAACCCUCUCAUCUACUUUUUCCAUCAGAGUUUUCGUGAGGCUGGUCUGGCCCUGCUGUGGACCAGAAAACCCAGGAAACCAGUGUUAGAGCCGGUCCUCACUGCCAUCACUAGAACCGACUUCAGCCUGUGACACAGAUCCUUUAUAAAUCAGGGACAGAGACGUUGAACAAAAACAUAUUUUAUUAAAAUCUACAUGUACAUCAAACAAAAAAUGUCUUAGUUGCUGGAAAUGUUCUUAUUUCCUUUCCUCUUAUUAAAGGAUUAUUCAAAAUUCAUAUUUUGCAUGAUUUUCCUUUGGGUUUCUACUGCUUCUAAAAAUAACCGAGACGAUUUAAAAAGACACCUAGCUGGUUUUUGGAAAUUAGUUAUGACAUGAAAAUCCUUGAGAGGAUUUGAAAAUGUGUGAUCUCACACUAUGUCCAUCAAAUCUGGAUGAGCCUGAAGGAUUUUGCAAAGAGGAAAGGGAAGAACUUUCUGCUUAUUUAAUCUCAUCAUGGUUGUUCACUUCAUUAUGUUGUAUUAGUCAAAAUAAGCAGAGGAGUCUGAAUCUCCACUGUUCUGAGUUAAAGUAGCCUAUGUGGUAAAGGUUAACCUGUAGAUGUUUCUACACAGGAAGUGAGAGUGCUCUCUGUUCCUCUGAACGGUUUCUGAAACCCCCAAACUCUGGGCACACAUCGUAUUUUUCAUGAUAGUCUGUCACAGACUCACAACAUAAAUGAAAAACAAAAGUAACAGAUGCAUGUCUUAUUUAAUCUUAUCAGACGAAACGUCUGUGCAGAGUUCUUUGUGUUUAUCAAGGCCAGUCUGUGAAAAAUAAAGGCAACCGCAAUGUUUUGAACUGCUGCCCCUUGACCACACAGGAUGCUGCGCUCUCCGAAAACAAGGACGGGAGAUGGAGGCUUUCUUCAAAAUGACGUAUCGCUAGCAAAGAGAUGCACUGGAAAUCAGCUCUAAUUUUACUGUCAGAUAAAGGAUGAAGGUGCAUACAUUACAGCUCAACUUUUACUAACCUCAUUGUUUAUGUGUUGGUCAUUAUGGGAGCUACUCUGGAAAGCAAGAAUUGGUGGAAAACCCUAGAUAACUUUAAGCACUUUAAAUUACAAAACCAGUUGUUUAAGAUGAGCAGGUAUUUGGUAAACAGGUGAAUCAAUUAUAGUUAGCUUAGCUUAGCUUAGCUAGCAUUUAGCUUCAAUCUUAGCAGUUAGAUAAUGGAUAAUACAUUUUUAUGGACUAUUUUAUGCAGUGUUUUGGUGGAAGAGGGACAAACAAUGCAAAUUAA
Molecule: messenger RNA, 2145 nt
Organism: Poecilia latipinna (sailfin molly)
Lineage: Eukaryota; Metazoa; Chordata; Actinopteri; Cyprinodontiformes; Poeciliidae
Product: C5a anaphylatoxin chemotactic receptor 1
Exons: 8
Coding region: 1-996 (331 amino acids)
Biological process (GO): G protein-coupled receptor signaling pathway
Cellular component (GO): membrane
Molecular function (GO): G protein-coupled receptor activity
Source: RefSeq, a predicted model, not a curated record